GUUACAUACAUGCUAUGAGACUCGGUAAGUUUCCCACAAAACGAGGAAUUAUUCUUGAUAUGUUGAGGGUGUCCAGCGCCAGAGGGGUGUGUUCUUGUGCAUACCUACUACAGCAUCCAGGGUACUUUCUCUCUAGGCUCACUGCAGGGCAGAAGGAAGCUUUAGUUCAUGCCCUAAUACGUGCAAACGCCAACGUCUCCAUUGAUUGAUAACCAGGGAGCAAAAGUAUGGGUCAACGAAUAAGGAACCCAAGCGAGUAAGUGACUCCACCAUUCGCCGAAAUCGGGGAGACCGCACGAUAAUCUAAUCUGAUCCGAUCACCUUUUUCCAAUCCUGUUUCCCCCUCUUCCUCGGCUUCCUUCUUUCCUUUCCUCUGCAUUUCAUAUCGAGUCUAUUUCGUUCAUUCAUACCCCCAAGAGAUUCUAUGCUCUGGCAGUUCGAACCCAGGGGGAAUUGCUUCCAGAUUGCACUUCUCACAGCUCACCAAUCCUUCGUCUCGCUUACUGGCUGCAAGGGCGCACUUCCGCUCUUCCGGCCGCCGCGAUCAAGUGACACCACCUGUUGAAUUCCUCUUGAAAGAAAGAGGCAAUCCUGAACAAAAUGGCAACUCCCGCACCCUCAAUAGCCCCUGCGCCCACUCCAGCUCCGUUGGCUCCCGCAAUUGCCGCCAAGCCAAACAUUUCACCAUCUCCCGGACCGGGUACACCCGGAUCCGUCACCUCCAAGGAAUGGGUUAUACCACCACGUCCCAAGCCUGGCCGGAAGCCUGCCACGGAUACGCCGCCUACUAAACGAAAGGCGCAGAAUCGUGCGGCCCAAAGAGCGUUCAGGGAACGUAGAGCCGCCCGCGUCAAUGAGCUCGAAGACCAAAUUAAGAAAAUCGAAGAGGAGCACGAUAUUCAUGUGGCAGCGUUCAAAGAACAAAUUUCAAACCUGUCUCAUGAAGUCGAACAGUGCCGAAAUGAAAUGACGUGGUGGCGCGACCGAUGCCACGCUCUGGAGAAGGAAGUCUCAGUAGAAAGAAGCGCGAAGGAAGCCCUUGUUAAAGAGUUCCGGUCGUCGCUCUCGGAUAAAAAUGUUCCUGCUGGUAGGGCACCCUUGACUCGCGUGUCCGCCAAAAAAUCUAGCUCUGGACGAGCUACGAAUGAAAGGUCUUCGCCGAGCAACGCAAACGGCGGUAUUACCCAUGAUGAGCGGGAGGAAGUGCCACUGGGCUGUCCUAGUUGUUCUUCGACACAUUGUCAGUGUAUUGAAGAUGCAUUUGCAAUGCCAGGCGUUGAGCCGUUGAAUUCCAAUCGUCUUAGCACCACUGGACAAGGGCGUGUCGAGCCUGAGAUAAAGCCCGACCCGGAGGAGAUGGAAAUCGACUUUACCACUCGGUUUGCUGCCCCUCAACCGCAGGAAGACACUACCACGGCUGUUUCAUCCCCUGCGGUUGAUCCGUGCGGCUUUUGUCAGGAUGGAACCCCAUGUAUUUGUGCGGAAAUGGCCGCCCAGGAAGAGCAGCGCCGACAAUCCUUCGAGAACAACCGUCUCGCACCCAUUCAAAACCUGUCUCAAUUCACGCCACCUCCCUCCGAUGGCGACGUUCGCUCUGAAGUCACUCUGCCGUCCAUUAGUCAGGCAACUAAUCCCUGUGCGAAUGGCCCUGGCACCUGUGCCCAAUGUCUUGCGGACCCAAAGAGUACCCUUUUUUGCAAGACGCUGGCGGCCUCUCGCUCCGCCAGCGUUGCCUCCUCCGGAUGUUGCGGCGGUAAAGGCGCCGAUGGUGGGUGUUGCCAGUCACGCAGUUCCAACCCCCCGCGUGCUGCCGCUGCCAAAUCGACAUCUGGUAGAUCUACGACGCCCUCACUAACACUCUCUUGCGCUGACGCGUUCACGACACUGUCACGACACCCGAAUUUCUCCCGUGCCAGCGAUGAAAUUUCUACGUGGCUUCCUAAGCUGCAUACAUUACCAAAUCCGAAGGAGGUUGCAUCGCCCGAUCGAUGCUCCUCGAGGGCGGCCCUCGAGGUCGAGGCAGCGAGUGUAAUGGGCGUCUUGCGCUACUUUGAUCGGAGGUUUGCCGACAAAUAAGCUAAAGACGUUCAUGAAUCCAUGCCAUAUAUUUCUUUUAAUUCUUUUUCGUUCUUUAUGAUACCCAAACUUGACUCGCGUCUGAGUUUGUAUUAUACACUAUCUUUUUUUUUUUUUUUUUU
This is a messenger RNA of Aspergillus pseudonomiae, 2198 nucleotides long. It is a transcript of the gene hapX, whose product is annotated as bZIP transcription factor HapX. The record is from RefSeq and is a predicted model, not a curated record. NCBI's taxonomy places the organism in Eukaryota, Fungi, Ascomycota, Eurotiomycetes, Eurotiales, Aspergillaceae. Gene Ontology annotation, cellular component: nucleus; RNA polymerase II transcription regulator complex. The transcript is spliced from 2 exons. Bases 601 to 2076 code for a protein of 491 amino acids. Gene Ontology annotation, molecular function: DNA-binding transcription activator activity, RNA polymerase II-specific; transcription cis-regulatory region binding.